AACCAUUCCGGCGUUGGGGGGGUGGUGCAACGUGCUCAUUUCCCCUUCCUCAGAGCCCCAGGGACCUUCGCUCCGGUGGUGGCUUUCCGACCGUCAGGGCCACCUGCUCUUCACAGGUGCGGAGGGCACCUCCGAAGAGGCCCCUAGCGGCCCCCACGCGGGGCCUGGGUCCUGGGCCGCGUUGGGAGUGGCCACUCCCGGCCCGCGUCCGAGCUGUCAGCCUCUCCCAUCCCCGCGCGGGAGGAGCCAGGACACGCCUAGCGCGGCUCCAGUGACACCUGGGCCGGCGGGUUCACCUGCCCGCGGCCGCCGGAAGUUGCGCAAACGCCGGUUACCUGAGCCCCAGGUGGGCCGAGCCGGAGGAACGCCGGUCAGCGGAGGCUGCGCGGGCACAGCCAGGCAUCCGUCCAUCACUGUGGGCCAUCCAGGUCCGUACUGGAAGCUGACGGGUGUCUGGACUCCACUGGCGCGGAGCCGUUGCGGGCGUCCAGCUGCCAGCUUGCUGCCUGGACCUCUGUCUCCUCAUUUCCCCGGUCUCCUCAGGCCGAAGUCCUCGGGGUAUGUAACAGCCAUGCCUGUGGACACGCUGAGCCCCGGAGCCCCCGCCGCCCCCGCCCUACCUUUCCGCCUGCGCACCAAGGUCCCCGGCUACCUGCUACGGAGGCCAGCGGACGGUGGAGCCCGCAAACCGAGUGCUGUGGAGCGCCUGGAGGCCGACAAGGCCAAGUACGUCAAGAGCCUGCAUGUGGCUAACACCCGCCAGGAACCUGUGCAGCCCCUGCUGUCCAAACAGCCGCUCUUUAGCCCCGGGUCUCGCCGUACAGUGCUCACGCCCAGCCGCCGAGCCCUGCCUGGCCCCGGCCGCCGGCCCCAGCUGGACCUGGACAUUCUUAGCAGCCUCAUCAACUUGUGUGAUAGCCCCGUGUCCCCUGCCGAGGCCAGCCGUACUCCUGGACGGGCAGAGGGAACUCGCCAGGCACCCCCAGCCACCCCUCCUCGCCCGCCGCCUGCUACGGCUGCGGUCCGCCGAGUGGACGUCCGCCCCUUGCCUGCCUCACCUGCCCGGCCCUGCCCGUCACCGGGCGCUGCUGCCGCCUCCAGCCCGGCCCGGCCACCGGGUUUGCAACGCUCCAAGUCAGACUUGAGCGAGCGCUUCUCCAGGGCAGCAGCCGACCUUGAGCGCUUUUUUAACUUCUGCGGCCUGGACCCAGAGGAGGCACGGGGACUGGGUGUGGCCCACCUGGCACGGGCCAGCUCGGACAUCGUGUCCCUGGCCGGGCCCAGUGCUGGGCCGGGCAGCUCGGAGGGAGGCUGCUCCCGCCGCAGCUCCGCUACUGUGGAGGAGCGGGCCCGCGAGCGCGUCCCCUACGGCGUGUCGGUGGUAGAGCGCAACGCCCGCGUCAUUAAGUGGCUGUAUGGGUUACGGCAGGCACGGGAGACCCCAGCCGCGGAGGGCUAGGCCUUCGCUGGACUUGGACUUCGCCGCAGCACAGAUCUAGGGAGGCAGUCGGCCCCGCGACCUCUCUUGCAUCCAUUCCCUGGAUCUGGGCAGACGGAGGCUGUUCCCGUUGUGAACUUGGUGUAGACGCGGAGGCUUACAGGCUGGACCAGCAUCCUCUGGCAAGGACUGACCCUGGAGAGAAUUGCUCUUGACUUUGAACCCCACCCCCACCCCCACAUACAAGGUUUUUGACAUGAGUGUACGUACCCCUGCUUGGCUCCUCUUGUGGGCUGCAUUUGGGGUGCUUCACCCUCCCUACCGAUACUGAGGGGCCAACGCAUCUCACCAAGCCUGUCUCGCCAGUGACUCUGUUUCCUCUUUCCUUCCUUAGCCUCUGUCCUUUGCUGACUUCCUCUUCCUUACCCAGUGGGUCUUGGUUCCCAGGAAUGUACCCUGGGGUGGGGGCAGGGAGGAGGGGGCUUAUCUACUGUUUUUCCUGGUCCUUGGCAGCUGGUCUAGGUAGGUAGACUACAGGAGGGACUGGUUAGGAGUCUUCACUGCUCUGACUGCCUUUCUCUUGGUUAAUAAACACGAGUGCUUGUUUCUCAA
Messenger RNA from Microcebus murinus (gray mouse lemur), 2050 nucleotides. The record is from RefSeq and is a predicted model, not a curated record. Lineage: Eukaryota; Metazoa; Chordata; Mammalia; Primates; Cheirogaleidae.